This is a messenger RNA of Nerophis lumbriciformis (worm pipefish), 4292 nucleotides long. NCBI's taxonomy places the organism in Eukaryota, Metazoa, Chordata, Actinopteri, Syngnathiformes, Syngnathidae. The record is from RefSeq and is a predicted model, not a curated record.
AGCCACUGCUAAUUGCAGAGAGAUUCAGAUUCCAUAAAAGGAACCAAGAGGAGGGUGAAUCUGUCUCACAGUUCAUAGCUGUAUUGAAACGGUUGUCUGAACAUUGUGAAUUUGGACUUUCACUCAAUGACACCAUACGUGACAGACUGGUGUGUGGUCUACGCAGUGAGGCCAUCCAGAAACGACUGCUUACGGAGGCUGAUCUAACCCUGGAAAAGACUGUGCGUAUAAGUACAUCAAUGGAGAUGGCUGCCCAUGAAGCACAGCAGUUAAGUGCCUCAGUUCAAGUUAAUAAAUUGUCUUUGGAGCCACAAAACAAGGCGACAGCUGGCAAUCCAUGCUACCGCUGUGGGAGGCCGGGACAUCAGUCAUCAGAGUGUUGGUGUAAGGACUUGGACUGUAGAAACUGCGGGAAGAAAGGACACAUCGAACGUGCCUGUAAAGCGAAAAAGGCUCAGACGAGCAAACAGCACACUGAGACCAAGAAAAGUGGUUUCCAACGGAACAAGAGAAAACAGGUGAAUAUGGUGGAACGUGACCAGGAUGAGCCAAGCGACUGUGACUCUGAUGAUGAGAUCACAGUACAUGUUUUAUCUGUCAGGGACAGUGAUGAUGGAUAUUGGGUCACACCACUGUUGGAGAACCAUCCUAUAAGAAUGCAAGUAGACACUGGUUCACGCGUAUCGAUGGUAUCAGAAGCGGUUUACAGUGAAGAACUGCAGCACCUUGUGCUACAACCAACCCGGCUGAAGUUAAGGACCUACACAGGAGAACCGGUCCCAGUGCUGGGAGUUGUGGAUGUGACAGUGGAACACAACGGACAGAAAAAGACUCUUCCACUGUAUAUCAUUCAAGGCAAACGGCCAGCAUUGCUAGGCCGCCGGUGGCUGGAAAAGCUCAGGCUGAAUUGGCAGGAAGUGUUCCUAGUUAGGGAUGGGGACACAGGGCCACUACAGGAGAUUCUAAAGACACAUUCCCCCGUUUUUGAUGGAGAACUUGGCAGCAUGAAAGACAUUACAGUUAAGCUGACAGUGAAACCAGGAAGCGUGCCAAAAGCUUUCAAAGCGAGACCUGUUCCAUAUGCCAUAAAACCGAAGGUGGAGGCAGAAUUAGCCAGGUUAGUGAAGAGUGGAGUACUGGAACCAGUGAGCACAAGCGAAUGGGCAACACCGAUUGUUCCAGUCAUGAAAAAGGAUGGAACUCCACGGAUCUGUGGUGACUUUAAAGUCACAUUGAACCCUGUCCUACAUGCUGAGAAGUAUCCCUUGCCCCUUAUUGAGGAGCUUUUUGCAGGCCUAGCUGGAGGCCAGAAGUUUAGUAAGAUAGAUUUAUGUCAAGCCUAUCUACAAAUGCAUGUGGAUUCAGAGUCACAAGAGUUGUUGACUAUAGUGACACACAAGGGCCUGUAUAAGUACCGCAGGCUCCCUUUUGGAAUUACCUCUGCCCCAGCACUGUUCCAAAGAGCCAUGGACCAGAUUCUCAGUGGGAUACCAGGGGUCCAGUGCUAUCUCGAUGAUCUGCUCAUCACGGGACCGGAUGAGCAGUCACACUUGAGGAAUCUGGACAUCACACUGAAAAGAUUGGAGGAAUAUGGCCUGAGAGUUCGGAAGGAUAAGUGUGAGUUUUUCCAGCCCUCUGUUGAAUACCUGGGGCAUGUAAUCGACAGCACAGGACUCCACAAGGCACCAUCAAAAGUGAAGGCUGUUGUAGAGGCUCCAUCUCCGAAGAAUGUAAGUCAGCUAAGGUCAUUCCUGGGCCUCCUAACAUACUAUGCAAAGUUUGUGCCUAACCUUGCAAAUGCAUUGAAGCCUCUGCAUGAACUUCUGAACAAAACUAAGAAAUGGAAGUGGACGUAUAAAUGUGAGACAGCUUUCAAGGAAGUGAAGACAGCGCUGUCACAAUCUGAGGUACUCACUCAUUUUGACCCCACAUUGCCAAUUCAGCUGGCAUGUGACGCCUCACCUUAUGGUGUGGGGGCAGUAGUGUCACACAUAAUGCCAUCGGGCGAUGAAAGGCCCAUCGCUUUUGCAUCAAGGACAUUGAGUAAAGCAGAAAGCAAUUACGCCCAAAUUGAGCGUGAGGCACUAUCUAUAGUGUUUGGGGUGAAAAGAUUUCACCAGUACCUUUAUGGCAGAAAAUUCACGCUACUGACUGACCAUCGGCCUCUCACCUCCAUUUUUGGUUCCCAUACUGGCAUUCCAUCGCUUGCUGCCAGCCGUAUGCAACGAUGGGCUCUUUUACUGUCUGCCCACCAGUACGACAUUAAAUAUAGGAAGGCAGAUCAGCAUGGAAAUGCUGAUGGGCUGUCAAGACUUCCACUGCCGGUCACACACAUUGAGCCAAACCAGGCUGAGAUAUUCUACUUCAAGGAAGCGGCUGCUACCCCAGUGACCUCAGCUCAUGUGAAGAGACACACUCGCAAUGACCCAAUCAUGUCUGAAGUUAUGGACAUCAUUGCUUGCGGCAGAAAAGGAGAUAUGACCCAAAGCUUAAAGCCAUAUCUGAUGAGGAGAAAUGAGCUUUCAGUCCAGUCUGGAUGCUUAUUGUGGGGCUAUCGUGUCAUUAUUCCUCCACCAUUAAGAGCAAAAGUGCUUGAUGAGCUUCACUCGGGGCACUGUGGUGUAGUGCGAAUGAAAGAAAUGGCACGCAGCUAUUUCUGGUGGCCAAGCCUGGAUGCAGCUAUAGAAGAAAAAGCCAAGUCAUGCUCUGCCUGCCAGAAACUGAGAAACCUCCCACAGCUGGCUCCCUUGCAUCCGUGGGAUUGGCCUGAGGAACCAUGGCAAAGAGUCCAUGUUGAUUUUGCUGGACCACUGGAGAACCACAUGUUCUUCGUUGUAAUUGAUGCUCAUAGCAAAUGGCCUGAGGUCGCUGUCAUGAAGAGCACCUCGUCAGAGAGAACCAUUGAAGAGUUGAGAUCCAUUUUCAGUCGUAAUGGUCUGCCACAGCAGUUGGUUAGCGACAAUGGUCCACAACUGGUGUCAGAAGAAUUUAAGGCAUUUAUGGAGGAGAAUGGUAUUCAGCACAUCAAGUCUGCGCCCUAUCAUGCGGCUACAAAUGGGCUUGCGGAAAGAUUUGUACAGGCUCUGAAGAAAGCUCUCAAGUCCUCUCCAAGCACGCAAACCCUUAACAGGCGCCUCAAUGCUUUCUUGUUGGCAUAUCGAAACACCCCUCAUGCUACCACUAAGGUGUCCCCUGCCUCAGCGAUGUUCAAGAGACAACUCCGCACUCGACUAGAUCUCCUGAAACCUCAAAAGACAAGAGAGGUUGUGCACCAGCAACAGAAGGCUCAAGUGGAAAGACGGGCAAAUGCAAAAUUGCGGAGCUUCAUGGUAGGAGACCGGGUUCUCGCUAGGAACUACACCAAUGAUAUAAAGUGGGUGCCUGCGACCAUUGUUUCCAAAACAGGUCCUGUCUCAUAUACUGUAGAAACCAGUGACCAUCGCAUCUGGAGAAGGCACCUCGACCAACUGCUGCACACUUCUGGGUCUCAUGAUGACUCACGCCAGCCGACAUCUUUUGUUCCGGAGCUGUGUCCUUCCCUGGAGCAGCCUCAAACCCCAGACACGGCUGCUGUUCGAAGUACACCUGGAUUUGCUCCUAGCACACCAGAACCUGCACGAGUACCUGCCUCAGGUUUCACUUCACCCAGACCAGAACCCACACCAUCUACAGUGACCGAAGUGCCUAGAGGUCGUGUUUACCCUCAACGAGAAAGACGACCCCCAGAUAGACUGUCAUUGUAGUCUAGGCGCUGACCCGUGUCAUUGGGGCAGAAUAAUCCCCAGGGUUCAGUUUGGGAUUGAGGUAGUCCACCCUCAUUCUCUAGUUCAGGCAAGUGUUGUAUUUGUUUAAAGUUAUCGUUGAACAGUUUAUAUUUCACAAAAGAGACUAACGUGUAUUUUGAAGUUGGCUUUGAUUUUGUUAUUUUAUUUUUUGUUAAGGGAACCUUAAAAGUAAAAGGGGAGGGAUGUUGUGUAUUAACAGUCCUAGUUUUGUCCCUGCUGAGUUACCGUCAUGCCUCCUGCUCUUGAUGUCACUUCCUGUAUCAUACAGUGUUGUUGUUGACCUGGAGAAUAGUAAAUGUGAAGCUACAGAGCAACCGACGUUUCCGUGUCCUUAUAUUAUUAUUGGUGUAAUGCCCAACCAUAUAUAUGGGUAUAUAACAGAAUCCAUUUAUGUCAAAAUAGCUUGGCUCCGAGUUACCCAUUUAUAGCGUUGUUGCUUUAAUCUCACUCUCCUGGCUUCUGUCUGCUCCUACAUUUCACUCUUCCUUUUUGCUUGACCAUCGUGUG